Molecule: messenger RNA, 3348 nt
Organism: Cyprinodon variegatus (sheepshead minnow)
Lineage: Eukaryota; Metazoa; Chordata; Actinopteri; Cyprinodontiformes; Cyprinodontidae
Exons: 10
Coding region: 1-915 (304 amino acids)
Cellular component (GO): membrane
Source: RefSeq, a predicted model, not a curated record
AUGGGUCACCUUCGCUUCAUGCCUCAGCCCGGCUGUUCCAUUCUGGCUCUGGUCUUUGCUGUGUUUCUGUUUCAGCUCGGCUCUCAGACGGCUGUCAUCAUGGCUCGCUGCAGGAGUUACUUACGGGGACUCUCCAUCUGCGUCACUGUGCUCUUGCUGUUGUCUGGUAUGGUGAUGAUCGGUGUUGGGUUCUCAUCAAUCGAAGGCAACGUACCUGUUGAAAAGCUCUUUGAGCAGCUCUCCAUCAGCGAUGGCCUCCUGGCGCUGAAGGUGUUCGGUCCAAUCACGGUGGUUCUGUCUGUUCUGGGCAUCAGUGCUGCAGUUUCAAACUACAAACCUUUGCUUCUGCUGUUCUCUGCUCUGAUAUUUGUGGAGUUUGUUGCUCUGAUGGUUGUCGCCUCACCAUUGGUUCAUGUUGAACCACAGAUGAACAGCGCUGUGGAUGACAUUUUCCUGAAUGUAACUCCUCUUCAUAGAGCUGAGCUUUACAUCCAGACUGAACUGCAGAAACUCCAGGCCUCGGAUUCCUGCUGUGGUUUGAGAAGUUUUGAAGAUUGGGGAAAACACCUUCCUGAUUCCUGCUCAUGUGCGCCAUCUGCUGACCUGAGCUCUCAGUCCAACAACUCCAACCCAGAGGGAUCCUGCAUGAUGGCCGAAAAUAAUCUUCAGGUUCCAGAGACGUCAACUAAAACCUGGGUUCACUCUAAGCCCUGUGGUCCCAUCUUAAAGAGCUACCUGGGCUUCCCAGUCAAACUCAGGAUCGGAAUCAUUUCUGCUCUCGCCACCAUUACGAUAACGGCCAUAGUUCUGUGCCUGGCUCUGGGCCUGGAGGAACACUGGAGGAAACCUCCGGUAGAGACAACAGUCGACGACUUCAACCGAGUGAAAUACCAGCCUAAACCUUCCCUUUCCUGACCUCCGACCCCCGAAUCAAACAGAGGAGAUGCUGAUGCCAAGAUGUAGCCUUUAAAUGCAGCUUGUGAGAACAACACAGGGAGUCCUAUGAAGUUAAGGAGUUAGUCAAUUAAACCAGAAACCGAUGGCGUUCGGUAGAUCCUGGUUCAGUAAGGCCUGCCUUUUAAAAAAGAAGAUUAGUUUUCUCCUUCGUGGCCUUAUUUUUUUUUUUUUAACUUUAGUUUUUUUACGGAUUUAUUUAUUAAAACACACAAAUGUGAUGAAAACUGAGUGCAAAAUUUAAAUUUACUGUGUAUUUUCUCAGUAAUUAAUAUGGAGUUAGGUAGAUUCAAACACCUCCACUAAUAAUUGGUAGUUUCCCUCAAAAGCUGCAUCUUGGUGAAAAGUUUGUGCUUUAGCUGGCAGGGAACUUCUGGUUGGAUAUCUCAACGCUUCUCUUGGCAGAAUUGGAGGAGUUAAUUAAAAUCUGAAGAUUUUUACUAGAGUUGGACCAUUAAUUAUGUUUGCAAUGUAAUCAGAGUAAAAAAGAAAAAAAAAACACUUCAGGAAUUGUCAUAUUGACAUUAUGGUUAGGAGGCACUUAAUAAGAAGAAUACGCUUUUCCAUUCUAGCCCUUUAGGUGGUGAAAGUCACACUUUGUUAUGCGAAGGCCAGAUUGUUUGGCCGAUUAAAGCAUAGCGUGCCCCUGAAGCCUGUUCAGAUUGGAAGACUCCUCGAAAGCAGCCUUCUUUUUGCCCGUCUGGAGGACAGGUCCAGUGUAUCCUACGUAGCCUUGGAUAUCCCAUGAUUCAUUGGGAGUCCAAGCAAGCCGGCUGCUCCUUGCUCAAAGGAAAAAGGCGCUUAACAGUGGUGAAUAUUGUAAGUACAGUUUAGUACAAGAGUGUGAAUAAUUCCACCUGAAAUUAAUGAAAACUGUCGUUAUGUGGCGGGUAAUGUGUAUCCAUUCUUUUCCUGCUCAGUACAUCAACUGUCAGGGUUGCUAGGCGACAGAGUGUAGGGAUGGUGACGGUGAGCAACCUGUUUACAGUAAAUCUAUAGCCAAACUCUUCUGGCCUCUAAAAAUACUCUGCACAAUUUAUACACUUCUUAUGAAUAUUUUGGGAAAUGAUUCGGACUUUCUUAUUUCAGUGUUACAUGUAUUUGGAUUUUAAUGUAAUUAUUUUGAGGCCUAAUCAACAUAAAUUCAUGAAAGUUACGUUGUCAUGGCAAUGUCAAGCAAACUAGAGAGUAGUAUCCUGCUCGUGACAGCAGACUAGAAAAUGUUUAUAGUUUAAUGACAGAAAUGAGGAGGAAAUACGGCACAGAAACUCAUUUCGGAUUCAACCGCUCAUCAGAGACUUUAUCUCCGCGACCUCAGAGCACCUGAAUAUUUGGACACCUGUAACCAUGCAGGGCAUCCUGCCUGUAGCUCCAAGUAGGAACAUGGUGCCACCAUGCACUUUCAUAUCUAUUGUGCAGUUUAACGUAACAAUAGUAUUUCACAGUGUUAUUUUGAUCUUGGUUUCUUGCUGUAAUGGAUAACUGUUCAAUAAUGUUUAAAUAAUAUAAUAAUAUAAUUAUUUCCUUGUGGUUUUGGGGCAAAAAAGAGUCAUGUGUGACAUUAACACAGUGACUCAGGUUCAUGCCAGCUGACCAAAUCUACGUUGUUAUAGUGUUAAUGCGAAGUUUAUUUAAUAGCGCAUAUAUUCACCUGAGAACUGAUAAUGUCUGUGUGUUACAGACCCUGGUUGUGUGCAAUAGUGGAUAUAACAAUAAAGUCGUGAAUCGCAAUCUAUCCUAUCAUAUUUUAAUUCGGCCUAUAGGCGCAUAGGUCUUUUGUCCAAAAGAAAUAAAAAAAGUUUACAGCACCCCAUGUUCAAAAGUGCUUCCAGUGGCCUUGGCUCUCAUGGUGUUAAUGCCUAAAAGAAUGUACAAAUAUCCAGCCAGAAAUGUGCCAGAAGCUUAUUGGCGGCUAUGAAAUGUGUUGUGCAAGUACAGCAGCAGAAGGUACAAACCAAGUAUCAGUGGGGCUGUAGGUGUUUACAUUAGUCUGUGUGAUUAUUGACCCUGUGUGGAGAAAAAAAAAGACACUUCUUACUUGUGCUCCUAUUGGUUUAAAAACAAACUAGUCUAUAAAAACAAAGAGCCUUAAAAUGAACGCAGCAGUUAUAAAAAAUAAGGGAUGAAAAUGUUUUCAGUCUGUAGUUAAUUUAACAAACUGUUUGUUUCUUUGGGUAAUCUGAUCUUAGACUGGAUAUAAAACACAAAGAGGUGGGGCUGAUAUCUGGCUGUUGUGUUUCUCAGCAGCUCAUUGGAGGUUUCUAAUGAUAAACCCUAAAUCUCUAGUUUUAUGCCAUUCUAAGUGGGAGGCAGAGUUGAAAGCCUGCUCAAGUUCGGUUCUUAUGGCAUCUUUAAUGAGUGUUCCUACAAUGUUUGCACAAUGAAUGUCAGAAC